Molecule: messenger RNA, 5032 nt
Organism: Drosophila eugracilis
Lineage: Eukaryota; Metazoa; Arthropoda; Insecta; Diptera; Drosophilidae
Gene: Tmem131
Product: transmembrane protein 131 homolog
Exons: 3
Coding region: 172-4881 (1569 amino acids)
Cellular component (GO): membrane
Source: RefSeq, a predicted model, not a curated record
GUUACUCGACGGUCACACCGAAAAGCGAUAAUAAUUUUUGGCCAGCGAUAUUGGAUAAUAUAAAUAAAGCGCAUCGCCAAGGAAACCUCGAUCGAAAUUAGCAGCUGGACAGAAAGUGGGCCAGCAGGAGCAGCGAACAGCCGCCCAAACACAUACAUAGAAACACACGCCAUGCCCACACAAACCCAGCUGGGGCCGCUCCAGCGGCUAUUCGCAGAACCCUUCCUGCUCAUUCUGAUCUUCCUGCUUACCCUGGGCGCCAGCGGCGAAAAGGUUCUGCAAGAGGGUUUUCUAGGGCUCCAGGAGCCACCAGUCCAAGACUUGGGCGAACUGCUGCGCGACCUUCGGCUCGUGCCGUCCCGCCUAGACUUUGGAACGUGGUCCGUCGGCCAGGCGCGUUCUCAAACGGUAACGCUGUUCAAUCAGCACGCCAAUCGAACGCUCCAGCUGAAUGCGGUGGCAGGGCCAAGCCCGGCGUUCUACAGCAGCUUUCUGGGCACUAGGGAGGUGCCGCCACAGGGUAAUACCACUUUCAGCGUGGUAUUUCUGCCACGGCAACUGGGCGCCAUUGCCGCCGACUUGCUCAUCCAUACCUCUUUCGGCCAGGCCGAAUUGGCAGUACAAGGUGAGGGCAGCGAGUGUCCGUACCGCCUAAAGCCGUUGGUGGGUAUCAAGGCGCCCAUGAAUGCGACGCUUACGCCGGAGAUACAUAUGUACAAUCCGCACGAACGGCCGUUGCAGAUACUCGAGAUAUACAGCAGCGGUGGCGAAUUCCAGUUGGAACUGCCUACCGGUGGUUCGGAAGGUCCACAAAAUCUGUGGGAGAUUCCGCCACACACUUUGAAGCCGGUCAUAAGGAUCUCUUUCCACGGCCGCACCGCUGGCAACCACAGCGCAUACAUACGGAUCAAGAUCGCCGAGCAGGAAAUGGAUCUUGGCCUGGAGAAUGUCCUAGUUAUUCCAGUCGAGUUCGAAAUCUUGCCACGGCAUUUUCCGUACGCCCGCAAUCCGCUGGCGGACUUCGGCCGUGUGGCCACUUCAAAUGUCCCUGAUGCCCUGCAGUUCAAGUUGGAUGUUCGGAACGAUGAUAGCCGCCUACUCUUCGGCACCUACCUUCGUCCGAUUCCGGGUCUUUCAUUUGACGCCAACAACACGAGUAUCGUGUUGGAUCCUAGAAUGCUUGAAGGCAGCGAAAUCAUAAAUGAUCUACUGGUGAUCAAAAGUAACCAGUCUAGUUCCAGUCCUGAGACAGAUGAGUCAUUCACAGUGCUGGUGAGAGCAGAGAUCUUCCACGGAGGGCUUAUUUUUGAUGGAAACGUCACAAAGUUUGUAACCACCUCACCAGAAGGCGGAGAGGGUGCACCGCUGGAGAUGAAGCGAUCCCUAGUGGUGCGGAACAACUUCGCCAUGCCUCUCCUUCUGUUCAACGUAAGCCUCACCGAGCCCGUUGACGAAUCCAUUUUAGAAGUAACCUUAUUGGGCGAUACCAGAAUACAGCUUCAGCCAGGCGAAUCCGUGGAACUGCUUCAUCUGAACCUACUAAACGACCAGGUGCCGUUCAAUUCCUUUUUGAAGAUCGAAACGAACGUCACUGUCUUUAAGCUUCCGUUGGUCUCAUGCAGUGGACGCCUACAUGUGUCCACGCAGCCAUUUGUGCUUAAUUUUCGCCAGGAACCGCUGGAGGAAAAAUCAAAUAACCUGGAGCUAGAUCUAGGCACUGUGCCAUUUGCUGAGAUGUCGCGCGACGGCUUCGUGAUUUUACGCAACGAUAACCCGGUGCCCGUAAAGAUCACUAAUUGGUUUUUCAAGCACCCAAAAACAGUUUACUCUCAGAGCACCUUUUUGGGAUGUCGGGCCACGGGAAGCAGAGAUCUUGUGAAUGUCGAUAACGAGACUAAGGGUUGGCAUUUAUGCACAGAACUUCGUGCCGGCGAAAUCGCCGUAUUUAAGGUGGCCAUACAAACGUACGAAGCGGAUGCCACGUCUGGAACCCUUAAGGUGUGGACACCGCACGAGGUAAUUCGCGUGCGCGUCAAGUUUGAGGCCUCUGUUGGCCACUUGGAGAUUGAACAGGAGCAGCUUAACUUUAAAAACUGUUUUCCCGGUAAAAUGUGCACCGCAGUGCUAAGCAUACGAUCGAGUUUCACACAUCCUGUGCACGUCAAAGGCAUAUCCUUUGCCCUUUCGGUAGGCCUGCGUUUCAAAGACUUUAACGCCAAGGGCACUACGAUUGCCCCCCAAACUCUGACGAAGGUUGGGCGCAUUUAUUUCGAGCCGGCAGCUGUGUGUCGGAAUCAGUGCUACAUCAAGGAGUCCACGGAUAAUCUAGCCAUCUUUCCCAAUGUUCCAGGUGGAGGCGAUGGAAACGGUGGCGUAAUCAACAAUAAUCUCCUCUAUGAUGGAGUGGAGUUGAGACAACGCACUGAACUCUUUAGGCAAUUGCGGCGCCAACUGUCAUCCAUGUCUUUAACGCUACAUAGCGGGGAAUUACCGCCUUUGGAGCUGGACUUUUCCAUAACCAUUGAGUGGCCAAAGCUGGUGCAGUUUCAACCAAUUCCACCAACGCCGGCUAUAGAAGUUGGCCAAGUGCAGCGCCAGUGGAUCACGCUGACAAAUCCAUCCCAAAACCCGCUUCUGAUCGAUUACUUCCUUUCGGAUCCGGCUUUUGCACGUCGCACACAAUUAUCCCUUCCACACGAGGUUAUUGACGUGAGCUCUACGAGUUGCUAUCUCACCGACAAGGAAGUUUUUUCCCUGCCAGAUGCUGGAGAUCCCAUUUUGCUUCCAGGAGGUGCUAGUCUAAAUAUCCCCAUCACCUUCAGCGCUCAGCUGCCAGAGAAGUACUGUACCCUGCUGCACGUGAGAAGCAAUCUUACACUAUAUGAGGCAGUUUGGCUGCAGGCCCGUGCGGUACAGUCGCAGUUCCGGUUUGGAAAUCGUCGACCGGGAUCAGCAUCGCCCUUACUGUUUGAAAUGGCUACCGACCAAUUUCUGGGCUGUAAGUCUGGGAACGGAGCAGUGGUAGCAACUCGUAGCUUUACGGCUCGAAAUUCUGGUGUAAUUCCCAUGAGGAUCGAAGGCUUCCUAAUUGGCUCAUUGCCAUGUGAGGAUUUUGGCUUCAAAGUGAUGGACUGCGAAGGAUUCGAUCUUGGCGAAAACGAAACCAAAAAAGUGGAAAUAGCUUUCAGCGCGGACUUUACUUCUUCGAGGGUAAAACGCUCCCUGACGUUGUUAACGAACCUCACUUACGACAUAAGCUAUCUUCUCCUUGCACAAAUGCCUGCGGAAAGUGUGGAACUAUGCGCCUCUCUUCUGGUAAGGCCUGCGUGGGAGUCCUCCUUAAAAAACGCCGCUCUUUUAGUGCUGAUGGUCAGUUUUGGACUUGUUUUGGUAGCGGCAGUUUUUGAUGCGAAAGCGAUUAUGGCUCAACAAAGUGCAUAUGAUGCGGCCAGGAACAAAGGACCCUUGCAACCCACUUUUAAUCUACGGAAUAUAGUGAAACUGCAGGCGGAAGAAACAGCAGCUAAGGCGGAGGCUAUGCAGCAACAACAAAAGGCCAGAAAUGGCCAACUUAAAGAACUACGCAAACGAAGUGUAGUUAACUCAACAACUAAGUCAAAGUCAAAGUCCUCCUGGUCACCAUGGAGCAUGGACAUGAAUGCGCUAAGUAAGCACCUUCAAAAAUCAAAACCAAAGACAGUAGUAAACACUCCAGUUUUACCACCAGCUGCCGCGCCUCUACCAGAAGCAAAACCCGUAAAAAAACCGUCUACUCCAUCGCCCCAGGCUGUCAGUUCAGUUCAAGUUCGACCCCAGAAAAAAGCAAAACCGACUGUAGUGCCCCUUGGGCUACCUAAACCAAAGCCGGAAUCCGGAACUCCUAUUGUAGAACAACUUGAAAAACCCUCGGCCAAAUCGAGUCCCCCACAGCAGGAGAACAUAUCCCCCAAGCCCAAUAAGACUCCUGAAGCACGCGUGCUUAAGGAACAGAACGGGUCGGUCAAGAAAAUUGGUAAGACUCCAGGAAGAGAGCGGGAAAGAGAGCGCCGCAAGGACCAAAAGAUGACAAACGGUUCAGGGACGGGAGUGGGAUACAAAAAACCAGAACGGAAGCAGCGCCAAAAGCUAAACUUUGGGCUUACAACAAACAGCGCAUCGCCACCAGCAUCGCCAGAUGCUCUCAAGAGCAUAAGUACUUGGGAGACAAGCAGUGGGGUGUCCUUCAGGGAUAUGGUGACCUCACCAUUUGCACUGCAGGCAACGCAAUUUGCACCAUCGGACCAUGGCUUCGGUUGGAGUCAUGGAUCGACUUCGAGUGACCUCGGUCCAAUUGGGGACAGCCGCAAGAACUCCACGCCACCAACGUUGCCAUCGCCUUGGAAACCGCUUUCAGCUACGGACAGCAGUUCGUUGUUUGCCAACAGAAUGACUCCAGUAGAUGUUAACUACGAGCAUAGGGAACGCGAUGAGAAUCAGUGGGAGCAGCGAAGCGACUUGGUCUUGCAGCAGCAGAUAGUUCUUCAACAGUCCCAGCAACUGGAGAUUCAGCCAAGGCAGCAGGAAAAGCUUUCGUAUAUGGGGGCUAUGGACCCAAGCAACUGGUCCACUAACUGGUCACCUUUGGGAUACUCUUCUUGGCCGGACACAACAUCUAGCAUGGGUGUUAUUCGUCCUCCACCAGGCCUGGAGCAGAACGCACGGCAGACGCACAAUAACCUUGCACAAGUUUCGGCCUCGGCGGGAGCGGCAUCUGGAAUUGGGCCUGCCGUUCCCGGUGAAAGCCUGCCUACGCAGUACGAUCCAUUCACCUCGCCCAGCUCAAUCUGGUCCGAUACAUGGCGCCAGUCCUCGCAACGCAACAACCAUAACCACAUGAACUGAAGAAAUAAGGAGCAAGCUCACUGAUCAAACUGAAUCAACCAAAUGAAAUUCUUACCACUUAGGAACUUAGGAUACGCGACGAUGGAGGAACGCUGAAUGAUCUUUUCCAAUUUGACUUUUGACUAAUAAACGCAAAGAUAAAUAACUUUCA